CAUGCUAUAUAUGCAUCGACACGAUUCCGAAGGAGUUAUACGUUUCCUUAGCGAUAUAUCGAUAAUCCAUUCGAUAAUCUCAUCUCCUCCAUCUCCUCUCUCGAUUCAUCCCUGUCUAUCGCAUAAUCGAAUCUAUUGGCAGUCUCAUCAGUUCACGCCACUGCCAUUUUCUCCCUCCGAAUCAUAUCUUCUCGCGUCCACGAACCGAAGAACUAUCUGAAUCUGAAGUCAAGGAGAGAUCACUAUUCGAUUGAAUGAUCCCAGCUAAUAAGGAUGACUACUCAGGACAUUUCAGAAAAAUCAGUGCUGCGUAUCAUGCAGAGGGAGCAAGAGAGAGAAAGACGCCGGAUCAGGGACAGACAAAGAAGACAAUCUAUGAGUCUUGAAGAGAGAGAAAAACAUCUUGCCAGACGUCGCAGAAACUAUCAAUUGCGAAGACAAAAGGCUGAUAAUUCUCAAUCGGAUUCUCAAUGCAAACAAACAAGUGCUACGACUGGUGGAGAUCAAAACACAAGGAAUGAAUAUCAAGCAGCAACUAAUUCAUCUGAACUUUGUGUGCAAAGUGAAGUUAUUACUCAUAUUGGAUUAAAUCAAGGGCAAGACAAACUGGAUGUGUCAAGCAUAAAGUUUGAGGAUGUGGAAGCUGGAGGUCACAAAUUAGCUAAAUUCCCAAGAAGGCUACGGUUAAGUCAUGUAAGGCAUCUUGCACGAUCAAUAAACAAUCCCAUGGACGAGCUAACUGGUGACAAUCAUCCGAUAGGGGCAGAUGCGGUAACAAAGAAAAAUGCAAGCACCAAGUUUGGAGGUACUGAUUCAGGUUCACCAAAAAGAUUGCGCUUAAAUCAUGUUAAACGUCUUGCAAGGGCAGUACAUUCUACAGUGAAGGAGAGUGAAAAAGAAGGAUGAGCCAACCUCUCGUGUUAAUGUAAAAAAAGGCAGCCUUUUAGGGCUUACACACCAUGAAUGACAUUCUUCAUAUCUUAUUCCAAUAAAUAUUGGGUUCAAGAUGUAGGAUGGAGAAAGCUACGGUUACUAGCAAAGGGGACGAGGCUGAUGAAGAUAAAAACAAUAGUUGAGACUCGAUUAUAUUUAGGACUUCACAUGAUACUGAACAAAUCUAAACUGAAAGUGUCCCCCAAGAUGCGAUGUGUUUGAUAUUGGUUUUGCUGGAACCUGCAUGAAUUGUUAAUUCAAAUUUUAAAUUGAUACAGAGGGACUCCCAACUGACAGUUGGGAUGAAUACUUGGAAGAUGUUGAUUGAUAGAGAGUGUGAAUUUUUACUGAUUUGUUGA
Vitis riparia (riverbank grape) is the source of this 1292-nucleotide messenger RNA. RefSeq lists its product as uncharacterized. The transcript has 6 exons. Lineage: Eukaryota; Viridiplantae; Streptophyta; Magnoliopsida; Vitales; Vitaceae. Bases 274 to 906 code for a protein of 210 amino acids. The record is from RefSeq and is a predicted model, not a curated record.